This is a messenger RNA of Euleptes europaea (tarantolino), 5417 nucleotides long. It is a transcript of the gene ERICH3, whose product is annotated as glutamate rich 3. The record is from RefSeq and is a predicted model, not a curated record. Bases 1 to 5385 code for a protein of 1794 amino acids. The transcript has 16 exons. Lineage: Eukaryota; Metazoa; Chordata; Lepidosauria; Squamata; Sphaerodactylidae.
AUGGAUGACAUUUUUGAGCUACAACUGCGGAAUGUAAUGUACUAUGACGCCAGUAAAGGGCAGACAGUGAAUGUGGAUCUUACGUUUCAGGCACGGACCAAUGGUGGUCACAUUGCUCCCUCAGUAUGUGCUUUCCUAAUGAGGAACUCUGGGCAGGUUGAAACUAGACACUACACGCAGAAACAAGCUGCUGUGAGAUUAAACAAAGUUACACCCUUCUCAACCUAUUCAUUUUCACCCAGCCUGGUUAACUUCAAUUAUCAGAGCCUGGCUGAGAGAAAAAUGCUCCAAGCACUAGAGCAAAGCAUGGUAAGAUUCCUUGCAAACUACAAUAGCCUAACAGAUAAGCACCUGGCAGGCUAUUUCAGCAACACCAGGAGAAGACGUCACCUUCAGAGAUCAGGGCUGAUCUCAAGAAGUGGAAAAAUAAUAUCUGAGAAGGAAUAUCGGUUAAAUACCAUGAAGAAGGAUCACCAGAAGUAUAUCCGGGACUGUCUGGCUCAGGCCAUACUUCACAAAGUCCUUGACAUGGAACGACAUCACCAGGUUGAAUUAAAACGAAGACUUGAAAAUUCGGUGAAGAAAGAGCAUGCUCAAAAAAUCAAGGUGGAACGAUCAAAAAGGUCAGCAGAAGAUACAAAUUUCCUGCAUUCUCCACACCCACCCACUGCACCAAAGAGGCAUUUUGGACGCCACAAAUUAGGUGACAGAGGACAAUCGGGUCAUUUGGCUAUCUGUCCUCGACCAAGUACUGCACCAGGGAACAUACAACAUCCAGUCCGACGGCAGCCACUUUACAGCAAUGAACUAAUUCUCAAGGCUUCUUCAAGUUCCAGACCAAAGUUCUCAACAUAUGAAACGGAGCAUCUUUUUGCCAGUGAGGGUGAGAGAGGUUUGUUAAGACCAAUGCAUUCAACGGAUUAUUCAUCUGGAAUAUCCCCAUACCAGCUUCCCAUUAUUAACAAUUAUGUGAUACCUGUUCCACCUCCACCCCCCAAAAGUGAGAAGACUAUCAAUGUAAUGAAACUUGUAUCAUCAAGAGGUCGACGAUAUCGCCCAACGACUGCACCAAAUGGCUUGGAACAAUCGUUAAUGAAGGACGCAGGCAAGUUCUACAAAUCUCAAGUACACACCAAUGCAUAUGUUACCAUGAUCUAUUUGGGGAAAAGCGUGCACCUGUGCCAUGAUCUUUUUGAUUGUCGAGAUGAAAUAAAAAUAUAUCAACAGCACUGUGGAGGAGAAAAUGUGUGUGUGUACAGAGGCAAAGUGGUGGAGGGAGAUACUUUCCACUUUACCUCCAAGCGGCACCAUGGCUUUCCCUUUAGCCUCACCUUUUAUCUCAAUGGAAUGCAAGUGAGCCGGUUAAGUUCUUGUUGCGAAUACAAGCACCGGAAGGGGACUCGGCUAGGAGGCAAACACGGACACUUUGGUUUUGUCAACGUGGAAAGAUCAUCUCCUUGUUAUAAGUGUAUCAUUGCAAUGGGUCUGGACAAAAAGCCUUUCCCACCCAAGAAAAAGAUGACUGCUACAGAAGAAAAAAAGAAAGAAUAUUCCAGGGGGCCAAAAGUGAGCUAUAAGCAAACAGAGAAAAGCAUAAGUACAGAGGAGAACAAAGACUCAGUGUCCAUGACUUCUUCACUUCCUGAAGAAGAAAGAGAGUUUGCAGGAGGCUCAAUGGAAAUGGAUGCAAGAAGAAUAAAAGGAGCCAGAAUCAAAUGGGAAAGGAACCUGAGGAGUACAUCUGAUUAUGCAUAUGAUGAAGAUUUUGAAGCAGAUGAAGAGAAAUCAGAUGAGAAAGUUAACGAAGAAGGACAGGCUGAUGAUCAAAUGAAUGGAAUGUCAAAGUCACCCUCAGAUGAUGAAAAAGAUAAUUUAGACUGUGAAAAGGAGAGUAAAAACUCAUCACAGAAAGCUUUGCAGGCCUCUGACAGUGAACGAGGUGAAAGUGAUGGCUACUUAGAGAGUGACUUGGAGGAGGAUAAACAAGACAGGAAGUGUGUGCCUUCCCUCUCAUCCAGCAGCAUGGUGUACAGCAGCGAAAAUGACUCUGACCGCGAAACAAAAAAGCAAGAAGAUGAUAAAGACAAUUCUGACAUACAUUCAGAAUAUGAAAAUGAAACCCAAAGGAAGGAAGGCCAAGAAACUAGUCUGGAGGAAGAGGAGGACAUAAGUGAAGCAGAAAAUGCAAUAGAGAAAAAUUGGUCCAGUACCCCUCAAGAAAGCCUUGAGGACACUACUUUGGUCAGGGAGACACUGAAGCAUAUCGGGUCAGUAGACAUGAACACAAGGGAAGACAGGGAGGAGGAUGUGUUAGUGCAUUUGGAAGGCAACAUUCCAGAAGUGGAGUACAGAAGCAAGGAGCUUUCACAUCCCGAGGACAGAGGUGACUGCAAAUCAGUCAAAGAGAAAAUAGCAGAAGCCAUCGAAAAGGAUCACCUUUUGAGUUCUGAACCUGAAGAUAGUGACUCCAGUACAGAGGAGGAGGAGAACAUAAUUUGUGCUCAAGAUAAAAAUGAAGAUGGAGCUUCUUUGGCAGAAGAACCGAAAACACUUGAAUCACAGAAGGCUACAGUGCAAAAGGAACAAGACAAGCAGAUGGUGGGCAAGGAAAGAACACUUGAGAAAGACAAGCUUCUAGCUGAGGAAGGCCUCAAAGAAGUAGCUCUGGAAGAAGAAUUAUCAGCCAGAAAUGUUGCAGCUCUUACAGUGAAAUGGGAAGUUAAGAAUGAGCUACAGACAGAAGAGACAGAACUGAAAAAAGCAGCAGUAGUUGAAUUGGGUCUGGAAAUGGACAAUACAGAAAAAGACAUAAUAUAUGAAGAAGGAGAAUCAUAUGAGGGGAAGAUACAAGUGGAAAAGCUGAAGGAGACAGUAUUAGAAGAUAAAGCUUGUAAAAGACAGGAGAUAUUGGAGGCUUACCAGAUAGAGAGGGAGGACUUAGAGGGGCAGAAGUUCACUGGUGGGUUAAUGGUUAAUGAAGAAGCAUCUGAUGGAGAGGAAUUUGCGGAAGAUUUGUGGGAAACAGCUGCAGUUUUGGAAGGUGUAGAGGCUAUAGAAUUAGUGGGAAGAAAAUCUUUGGAGAAGGAAGCAAGUGGGGUAAAGGAGGUUGUAGAAGAAACAAUUGAGGCGGAUGUGGUGAUGGGAACUGCAUUUGUGGCAGGGGACACUGUAGGGGUGGCACAAAAACCUAUAGAAGAAGUUGAAUCUGGAGCAUAUGAAACUCUGAAAAGGAGUGAACAUGAGGAAGAGCAUGGGGACACAAUAGAAAAUGGCAUUCUAGAAGGCAGUUUUUUGAAGGGAGAUGAAUAUGCAAAUGUAGAGCUAAAAAGUGAUUCUAUUAUGGAAGCAAAAUUUUUAGCACCAGAAUCAAAAGAGGUAGAUAUUAUCACCAUAUACAAAAAGGCAGAUUUCUCAGAAGAGCCAGUACCUGGUGGGAAUGGUCUUGUGGGGGAAGUUUCAUCUGACCAGGAAGAGUCAGAGGAAGAAAUAUCUCAACAAGUGAGCAAAACGAAAAUUCUGUCUACCAAUGAAGAUAUAGCACUAGAAAAACUAGGAACAUGGAUGGAAGAACCCUUACUGGAUUGGGAAACUGAGAGGGGCAUUUCACUAACUGCAGAAAAAAUUAAGAAGGGCCAUCAGGCAAUAGUAACAACUGGAAGAGAGGAGAAAGCAGAUAAGACAAAUGCCGAAGGAGAUGCAAAAAAAGAAACAACUGUUAAAGGCAGGCUAUUGGCUAAGGAACCUACACAGGAGGAAGAGAAUCUAAUGCAAGCUGUGGAAGAGGAAGUCGAAGAGGAAUUGAUAGAACAGGUGCUAAAAUCCGAAGUGGCAGGUUCAGAAAGAAAGCUGGUAACAAAGAAAGAAGAGCUUUUUACUGAAGACACAAUUGAACCAGAAGCUAUAGUGAUGGUGGCUGAAGAAAUAGUAGUGAACAAACAGCCAGAAGGAGAGGUUGAUGCUGAAGAGGCAGAUAUGGAAGGAGAGGUUGUGAUUAAAGGGGAGGUGGAAGAUGGAGAGACAAAGGAAGGAAGAAAAGGGGUACUUAAACUGAAGGAGGAAACUGAAGAAGCAGGGGCAGAAAUAGAGGUUGGGAGUAAAGGGAAGGUGCAGGCUGAAGACACAGAGAUGGAAAGAGAGGUGUCAGUUAAAGGGAAGGUGGAUUCUGAGGAGGCAGAGGUAGGGGGAAAGGUGGCACAUAAAGGGAAGGUGCAAGCUGAAGACACAGAGAUGGAAAAAGAGGCAUCAGUUAAAGAGGAAGUGGAUGUUGAGGAGGCAGAGGCAGGAAAAAAGAUGAUACUUAAAGGGAAGGUUGAGGAUGAAGAGCCAGAGAUGGAAAGAGAGGUGGUGCUUAAAGUGAAGAUGGAUGCUGAGGAGGCAGAGGCAGGAAAAAAGGUGGCACAUAAAGGGAAGGUGCAAGCUGGAGAGACAGAGAUGGAAAAAGAGGCAUCAGUUAAAGAGAAAGAGGAUGCUGAGGAGGCAGAGGCAGGGGAAAAGAUGAUACUUAACGGGAAGGGUGAGGAUGAAGAGCCAGAGAUGGAAAGAGAGGUGGUGGUUAAAGUGAAGAGGGAUGCUGAGGAGGCAGAGGAAAAGGUGGUAAUUAAAGGGCAGGUGGAGGCUGAACACCUAGAGGCAAGGGGAGAAGUGUCUGUAGAUGCAAGAUCAAAAGGAGAAAUUGUUUCUGAGGUCAGGGGACAAAGCAUAGAAGUUGUGACUGCAGCGAUGGUGACAGAAGCAAAGCAGGUAUCUGAAUCAUCUGCAGAAAAACUAGGAGCUGGAGAAGAGAACCAAGAAAGGAGAAAGGGCAAUGAAGCAAGACUCGAAGAUGAAGUGAAAAUAUCAACUGAAGACGCAUUAAGAGACACAUCAAUUGAUACACUGUUGCAGAAGGAAAUGGUACCUGUUGAGGAUGAAGAAGAAGCUGUGGAAGCAGGAACAAAAGGAGAAAGGCUGAGAGAUGAAAUCCCUGUGAAGUAUGUAGAGGAAGCACUGUUGUUUGGGAUACAAAUGUCAUCUGAAGUAUCACAGAUUAGCGUGGAAGCUAUGACUGAUAGGUUUGAAGAUUUGGAAGAAGAAAUGUCAUCUCAUGAGAAUACCGCAAGGGAGGACAUUUUUAUGGCUGUAGUAGAAGAAAGGCAGGCUUCUCAGAGUGACAACUCUGAGGAGAAAGAAACCAAAGAGCUUGUGGAAGUAAUCCAUUUGGAGAAAAAAGACAGAAGCGGAAAGAGCCAAAUAAAACAGGAAGAAUUUCAAAUAGAAAAAUUGCCAGUGACAGAAAGCUUUGCUAUGAACACACAGCAUUCUGAAAGCGAGCAGCAGCAAGACAUCUCUGCACAAAUGAUCUGUCUAGAGGCUCAUGCAUCCUCUGACUUAGACAACAGGAACUAACAGUGAAGGUGAGUGUGCACCUGUACCCAAAG